Molecule: messenger RNA, 1536 nt
Organism: Helianthus annuus (common sunflower)
Lineage: Eukaryota; Viridiplantae; Streptophyta; Magnoliopsida; Asterales; Asteraceae
Exons: 10
Coding region: 410-1300 (296 amino acids)
Molecular function (GO): acyltransferase activity, transferring groups other than amino-acyl groups
Source: RefSeq, a predicted model, not a curated record
UGGUGGUGUUCCAGGUUUGUCUUUUUUUUAUUUAUUUAUAAAAAUCCCGUCAUUCUUGGAUCUUUGUAACAAUGGUAAAGUGAAAUUAAGGUUUCCCCCCACUGAUUUGGUGAAAUGUUCUUCAAAGUUUGAUGCUUUUUGGCAAUUCUUAAAGGGUGGUUCUGUUUUGAUUAAGAAAGAUACCGAGAAUUGUAGAUUAGCCAUUUUAAUUUGUGGGUUGAGUUGGGUGCUGUUUUCAAGCUUUGUUUGGAUCUUUUUUUUUUCUUCAUUUUUUGCCGUCGGGGAUCAAGUGAGUUGGUGCCAAGGAUUAAGUUGGAGAAUGCUUUGCUGUGGUUUCUUAUUCUUACAGUUGGUUAAACAAGAAGUUUUCUGUUAUGAGGUUGAUUAAUACUUGUGAUCGGAAUAAAAGAUGGAGUUAUUACAUGGAAGCUUAAUCCCUCGUUUUAAAAUUCGACGACCAAUAUCGGUUUUUUGUAAGCGGAUCAAGAAACAAGAUUCUCUUCUCAUCGUAGAUCUCUUUAGAGAAAAUUUCCCAAUUUCGUACACUCGAUGUAGAACCCUUGAGACACAUUGGGAUAAUACCCAAAGCAUUCGGCACCUAAUUGUUCCCAGUAAUGAUGACUCAAAGCAGCCCGAGUUGAUUUUCAAUCGGCUACAACUCAGUGAUGAGGAAUAUACUGAUAUGCGGUGUAGCUUUGGUCGUUACAUUGCUCGCGAAGCAAUAUUAAAUGAAGAAUAUUGGAUGGCAGCAUGGCUGCGCGCAGAAGCCCAUUGGGAAGCCGCAGCUUACAAGCGGCAUGCUGAGAGUUUUAAAUUGAAGUAUGCUGAUCAGGAGUUCAAAGCUUUGAAGAAAAGAUGUUCAGGACAGGAUGGGAACUUGUUGCAGUGUUUCUGUCUUGUUGCUGUUAAAAAGGAAGUAAAAAAUAUGAAAAGAACGGUCUUAAACAGUAUCGUUGGAACUAUGGACUUGAGCAUCCGUCAAUAUUUGCAAGGAGAAACAUAUCCUGGGGAGAUAAAGAAGCAGUCGUGUGUUUUGGCAAGUAAACAACCUUUUGAUGCGCACAAGUAUGCCUACAUUUCAAACGUUGUUGUGGCCAAAUACGCCCGUCGUCGUGGAAUUGCAAUUAACAUGUUAGGCCUAGCUGCUCGUAUUGCUGCAUCCGUUGGUAUGAAGAAACUAUAUGUUCAUGUAACCGUAGACAACAAGCCCGGCCAGGAAUUGUACAAAAAGCGGGGCUUCGAGUUUGUUACAAGUGAUGCAUCAAGCAACGGGCAUCUACUAAUGCGGAUGGAACUGUAAGCCAUGCUCUAACGUACUUUUGGGACUCCUGGGCGCGACUACAUUGUAAAUUUGUUUGUGAAUGAUGCAAUUAUUUAUAGUAUAUGUGAAUGUUUGUUCUUGUAUUACAAAAACACAGAAUACCAAAACAAGGAACCAUACGAGCUAAGAAAAUACAUACAUCUUGGCUUAUGUACGUGUUUGUAUGCUGUAUAUCCAACAUUUUAAUCAAAGAAAAAAAUGAUAACAUGAGUACA